AUACAAUAAUACCUACUAUCUACAUCCCCUAUCCAACCCAAUCCCCACCACCACCACCACUUCGGGGGUACCACACACAACCACCCCCUCCCCUCCUCCAAAACAAACCCAAUAGCAUGCGCCGUCAUGCGAUGGCCGCCAUGGGCUUCCAAACCGCCAUCCCCGGACCAACAACCACCAUCAACAUCAUCCCCCAACAAUGACCCCUCCAACAACGACAUAAUAGACUGGCACGCCUUCACCGAACCCCGAACCCUCCUCGCAACCCUAAUCCUCACAACCGGCAUCCUCAGCGCCGUCCACCUCCACAAACACUACCUCCGACGAAUCCCCACCGCCGUCGACAUCUCGCCCUCCUAUCUCCGUCGCAGGAGUAUCCUCGGCCAGGUAACGAGUGUCGGCGACGGAGAUAACUUCCGGAUUUAUCAUACCCCCGGUGGAAGACUCGCGGGCUGGGGUUGGUUACCGUGGAAGAAGGUCCCUACGUCGAAGAAGGAGUUGAGGGAUAGGACGAUUCAUGUUCGCCUUGCUGGAAUCGACGCCCCGGAAUUAUCACACUUCGGACGACCGGCGCAACCCUUUAGUAAGGAAGCGCAUGAUUGGUUGACGGAGUAUUUGAUGAAUCGGCGGAUACGGGCGUAUGUGCACCGACAGGACCAAUAUCAGCGGGUUGUGGCGACGGUGGUUGUACGACGGGCGCUGGAUUUUCCUAUUCCGUUUCGGAAGCGUGAUGUGUCGUUUGAGAUGUUGAGGAGGGGGUUGGCGACGGUGUAUGAGGCGAAGUUUGGGGCGGAGUUUGGGGGCGCGGCUACGGAGAGGAAGUAUCGGGGGGCGGAGUGGUGGGCUAAGACUAAGGGGACGGGGUUGUGGAAGGGAUAUCGGAAGAAGGAUGGGAAGUGGGAGAGUCCGAGGGAGUAUAAGACCCGGAUGGGGUUGGAGGAUUUGGGAACUGUAAAGGAGGUGGAGGGGAAGAAGUAGAGGGAUGUUGAUAUUGUUGCUGGCGUGGGCGUUUGCUGUUUUGGUAUGAUGAUACGAUUGAUAGAUAUCCCCCAUCGUUAUGAUUUCUCUCCAUGCCAUGUGAUGAAUGAAUGUC
Molecule: messenger RNA, 1093 nt
Organism: Aspergillus sclerotioniger CBS 115572
Lineage: Eukaryota; Fungi; Ascomycota; Eurotiomycetes; Eurotiales; Aspergillaceae
Product: thermonuclease family protein
Exons: 2
Coding region: 127-978 (283 amino acids)
Cellular component (GO): cytoplasm; mitochondrion
Source: RefSeq, a predicted model, not a curated record